Messenger RNA from Myotis daubentonii (Daubenton's bat), 2025 nucleotides. It is a transcript of the gene EMC3, whose product is annotated as ER membrane protein complex subunit 3. NCBI's taxonomy places the organism in Eukaryota, Metazoa, Chordata, Mammalia, Chiroptera, Vespertilionidae. Gene Ontology annotation, biological process: protein folding in endoplasmic reticulum. The record is from RefSeq and is a predicted model, not a curated record. Gene Ontology annotation, cellular component: membrane; EMC complex.
CGCGCGGCCCGGCGAGGGUCAGUACGCCGGGACCGAACCAGCAGUGGGAUCCCGCGCCAGCCAGGCUGAGGGCGUGAGAAGGCUCGGAGGCGAGCUCGAGUGGGAGCCCGGCGCCCGUGGUGGGAGGAGAAACCCAGCGACACCGGGUCGGGAGCUGGUGCUGUGUGAAGAUGGCGGGGCCGGAGCUGCUGCUCGACUCCAACAUCCGCCUCUGGGUGGUCCUGCCCAUCGUGAUCAUCACCUUCUUCGUGGGCAUGAUCCGCCACUACGUGUCCAUCCUGCUGCAGAGCGACAAAAAGCUCACCCAGGAACAAGUCUCCGACAGUCAAGUCCUAAUUCGAAGCAGAGUCCUCAGGGAAAAUGGAAAAUACAUUCCCAAACAGUCUUUCCUGACACGAAAAUAUUAUUUCAACAACCCAGAGGAUGGAUUUUUCAAAAAAACUAAAAGGAAGGUAGUACCUCCUUCUCCUAUGACUGAUCCCACUAUGCUAACAGACAUGAUGAAAGGCAAUGUAACAAACGUUCUCCCUAUGAUUCUUAUUGGCGGAUGGAUCAACAUGACAUUCUCAGGCUUUGUCACAACUAAGGUCCCAUUUCCACUGACCCUCCGUUUUAAGCCGAUGCUACAGCAAGGAAUUGAAUUACUCACAUUAGAUGCAUCCUGGGUGAGUUCUGCAUCCUGGUAUUUCCUCAAUGUCUUUGGGCUUCGGAGCAUUUACUCUCUGAUUUUGGGCCAAGAUAAUGCCGCUGACCAAUCACGGAUGAUGCAGGAGCAGAUGACUGGAGCAGCCAUGGCCAUGCCCGCAGACACCAACAAAGCUUUCAAGACAGAGUGGGAAGCCUUGGAGCUGACAGAUCACCAGUGGGCCCUAGAUGAUGUCGAAGAGGAACUCAUGGCCAAAGACCUCCACUUCGAAGGCAUGUUCAAAAAGGAAUUACAGACCUCUAUUUUUUGAAGACCAAGCAGGAAUUAGCUGUGUCAGGAACUCAGAGUAGCGCUUAACCUUGUAACUUUCGUUUGAGCAGGAGCCUCUCGGAAUAAAAAGGAGGAUGCAUGAGCUGGCGGAUGUGCAGCAAGGAUCAUUCUUGUCUGAGCCAGUUCCCCUUUAUGUAUGAAACUAGAGGAAACACAAGGAGUGUGUGCUGGGUGACUUACCCAAAAACAGCUAUUUUUAAAAUGUUUUAAAUUUUCCAUCUGGUGACUCUAGUAAUGAAAGUCAGAGAAAGGGGGAAAACUCAAGCUAGUGAUAAUAUAUAAAACUUAGCAAAAAUACAGUCUUUGGAAAAGGAGUUUUCAAUUAUACGUAAUUAUUAUGUGUAGUCAGCCUGACUUCUAACCACAGUAGACUCCUUUUUUCUUGGAUCCAAACACCCUGCAUUUUACCUUUAAUUUUUUGUUAGUAUUUUUAUAACUUUCUUUACACAAAUAAUACAUUUUCAUUACAGAAAAUUUAAGAACUAUGGAUGAGCAAAAAGUGAAGCUCCCUGUAUUCAUUUUGAGCCUACAGAAUGACAUAAAAAGCAAAUGUGUCAAAACCUUAUUCAGAUAAAUCUUUUUCAGAGUGAAUACCCAGGGCCAGGACAGACUUAGGAAACCUUCGCUAUCUCAUAAUACUGUCCAGUGAAAAUCAGUGACUGUGAGACACUGCCGGAUUCUCAAGUGCCUUUGGGAUCAUUAAAAACAGGUUAAAUAAUGUGAGGUCUUGAUCUGGAGUUCAGAAUACAUCAAAUCCAUUGACAAAUCAAUGGUGCUAUACUGUAUAUGGCUGCUCAGUUGAAUGAAAGCAUUUCCCAGUCAUUCUGCAUAAGAGAGUUUACGUAUCACUGUAAGAAGUGAGAGAGGGCGAUUGCUGGCAGACACAUAGUUAAGGGUUGCCCAGGAAGAAUUUUGUCUGGGUUAACUCCCAGGGAAGUGGCAGGGUGCCAUUUCUGUACCAAGAGGUGAAUGUAAUUUGCAUGUUGAACGCUGUAAUCAAGAACAAACAACUCUUGACUCUACAAAUUAAACCAUCCUGUUUUCUCUUC